Penicillium salamii is the source of this 783-nucleotide messenger RNA. The record is from the annotation of a GenBank genome assembly. Lineage: Eukaryota; Fungi; Ascomycota; Eurotiomycetes; Eurotiales; Aspergillaceae.
AUGGCACUUGACACCCUUGUGAACCGGGUCCCAUUCUCGAAGAAUGGCCUCCAGGUACUUGCUGGCAUGUACCUGGGUGGUCUUCUUUUGAGAUGGGACCAGUACGACCUGUUCAACUCCUUGUUCGACGCGGGCGUCGACUUGGAUAUGUUUUUGUUGCGCUGGGACUUUAGCACCCUACUCGGCGAGAUGCUUCUCGUCAUCAAUCCGGGAAAGGCCAAUACUUUCCUUCUGCGCCUGAACAUGGCGCCCGAAUACCUCUGGCUCGGCAUUCACUGGGCUGGGACCCCCGAAACCGGUAUUUACAUCUCUACCCAGGUGUGUGGGGACACUGAAGCUUACCAUUUAGUCCCGAUUUCCGCCUACCUCACUUCCCUCGCUGAUCUCCUCUCGGACCGUCCCCUGCUGGCAGGGGCGGUCCUGCACCGAACCGACCCCGUCAACCAGCAGUGGCAGACCAUAAUUGGCGCCCUGCUGCACCACCUCGACUCGGUCUCCGCCCGCUGUGCCUCCAACCCCACUGCCUCCGCCGUCGACAUGGAGAUGAGUGGCGUCGAGUACUCUCCGCCCUGCCAUGCCGACACCAUGAUUCGGGAUUUGUCCCCCGACAUGGACCUUUGCGACGGGUCCGCCAUUGAUCCCGCUGCCGCGAUCCCCUCGGCCCCCGCCAUGGGCUCUUGUGCCGUGAACAAGAGCCCCCGCCACUACCGGGCCGCUCGUUCCCCGAGCCCCGAUUACGCGGCAGCUGCAGCUGCUCGCAAGACAUACCGUGCCCGCUGCUAG